Parasteatoda tepidariorum (common house spider) is the source of this 4139-nucleotide messenger RNA. RefSeq lists its product as uncharacterized. The record is from RefSeq and is a predicted model, not a curated record. NCBI's taxonomy places the organism in Eukaryota, Metazoa, Arthropoda, Arachnida, Araneae, Theridiidae.
UCUAAUAAAAGAUUUGUCCAUCGAUAUCGGACACUGGUGAUAAUUUAUAAAUAAAAAUAAAAAAUUAUGGUAAUUAAGUUAUUCCCCGACCCGCUUUCGGAAGUAGAUUUUCUUUCUAUAGCAGGAAGUCAAUAUAAAAGUGAAAGGAGUGGUAGGUCAUUGAGAAGUUAAGCUUGGACAUGGGACAGAUGAUGGCUUUAACGGUUUUGCUUAUGCUAAUAAGCAUUAAAUAUGCUGUAGUUGAAGGAACAUUCGGACUAUAUUCACAACCCCUGAAUGCUUAUCAUUCAAGCCAGUUAAAGUCACCUUUUUCAUGGCUUGGAUUAAGCACAAUAAACAGUUUUCCGAGUUCUUAUAGUAGCGUUUAUGAUACAUUAAACUCUGAAUACAGUCAUGCAUUGUAUCCCUUUCCUUCAGAUUACGUUGCCAGAAUACCAGUAAAAGGUGGUCUUCAUGUCGUACCAGCACCAAAAAAUUUACACUUAUUGAAAGGUAUACAUUCUUAUGAUCACCAUUCACUUUAUCAAAAUAUACAUACGCCAAAAAGACUAUCAUUAACAAGCUUAAUUGGAAAUGAUUAUCAAGAUAAUUUUAAAGGUUCGUCAUCACCAUUAUUACCACACAACUAUAAAAAUUCUAUUUCUGGUUUAAUAAAUCUAGGUGGGCUUGAUUUAGCUGACAUUUCUCUAGGAAGAACUGCAAAUGGAUAUAGCUCGGGGAAAAAUUUACACAGUACUUUCCAUAGUGCUAAGGAAGUUUCUCAUAAUUUCAAGCCUUUUCUGGAUUCCUAUCAUAAACAUACGAGUUCAGCAAUUUCUGAAAAUCUAGCUCCUGCUUACCAUGAUGAUGGGUUUCGGAGUCAAUUUAAAUCAGAAACUGCUUUGAGGGGUCAUAAUUUACCUCAUAAUAUUGAUUAUUCAAAAUCUAAAGUUCAACAGGAAAGAGAUCCAAGCAUUUACUCUAACCAAAACAUUGGAGUUCCACUUCACCAGAGUAAUAAAGUACAUAAUUCACUAGAAACAGUGCAUCCAGCGAUUCAUACAGGCAAUAUUCAUCAUAUUCAAGAAUUACAGCAGAAGAAAGUUGGUCAUGCUGACGAAUUACAACAGACGCACAUCUCACAAUUGCCUGAAACUGAUAAAGCUGUAACUCAUGAGCAUCCCAAAACGUCUCAUAAUAAUGGUUAUUUAGCUCAAAAACCCAUUCUAGAUAACUCCCAUCACUUCAAAAACGACAACUAUGAUAAAAAGGUGAUAACCGUUUCAAGAGUUCAGGGAGAAUACAAACGAUUUCCAAACCCUCCAAAUUACAUUCAUAGAAGGAAACCACAGAGUAAAACUCAUUUUCAUAAAGAAACGAACAAUGCUUUCCAAACAAAAAAGUAUGAGAACCCAUUUCCUCAAAAUAAAGAAUAUCAAAAACCAUUGGAGCAAACCCAUACUACUUUUCAGUCAAAAGAGCAUGAGAGUUCAUUUCAUCAAAAUAAAGAAUAUGAGAAACCAGUAGGGCAAUAUCAUAAUACUUUUCAAACUAAACAGUAUGAGAACCCAUUUCAUCAAAAUAAAGAAUACGUGAAACCAUUAGAACACCACAGUAACGCUUAUCAUGCUAAAAGGUUUGAGAAUCCAUUACAUCAAAAUAAAGAAAGUAAGAAACCAUUAGAACAGCAUCAUCAUGCUUUUCAGGCUAAAGUAUAUGAGAACCCAUUUCAUCAAAGUAAGGAAUAUGAGAAACCAUUAGAGCAGCACCACGAAGAAUAUCCCAUAAAAGAAGUUUCACAGUAUCCCGAAUUUCCAAAACAAACAAAGUCUUCUGAUACAACAAAGGAAAUUAAUUAUUCUGGAGGAAGAUACCCAAUUCGCACACCUCAGCAGCACCACGACCAAAAUUCUUAUACCUCAGAAAGACCCUUAGUGGAUAGAAACCAUGGUUUAAAAAUCCCUUUUAAUAGUAGAAAAGUCUACGAACAUACAGAACAAGCUAAAUUAAAUGAAGAAGACACUUUAUAUGAUUUGAAAAAUAAAAAAUCGGGUUAUGAGAACUCAGCUAGCCACCAAGUUAGUCAUGUUCCAAAUUAUGGAGUAGCUAGAAGACCAAAUGGCGAUCUCGGUUACAAAUCAAAGUCAGUUCCACCUCGAGGAAGAAGUAAACAGUACAGAAAUUAUGAAGAACCUCGAUCUAGUAGUUACGAAAUAGAAAUUUUACAUUCAGAAAACAGCGAUCAGACCAAACAGAUAUCGGAUGAUGGACGCCUCGAAGUUGCUGAUUCUGUGGAAACUGUAGAUACACAGGAACCGUUUGAUGACGAACCAGAGGAAUUUGAUGAUGACACUGAUAAUUUUGAGACUCAAGAAAGUCGAGAAAAUAUUUUCGAGGAAGCGAAGGAUUCUGGAGAAAAGCCUGAAAGUGAAGUUGAGUUGGUUUCAGAAGAGGACCUUUAAGGAAUUUUCAAGAGGAAAUAAGAAAGAAAGUAAUAAUAAGAAUUACUUAAGUUUUCUUCAUGCAGUAACAUAACUGAGCAUCUCUCAUUAGGUGUCUAGCAUCUUAAGAAUUGAGACUGCGAUAAUAUUAUGAACGUUAUGAGUGAUAACUUCAAGAAGAUGAAAGCUGAAAUUUUUAAUACGAGGAUUACCUUCUAAUCUUCAUAUUAUCUGUAAUUUAUUUUAUGAUUAUUCAAAGAUAAUAAGAUCAUUCUAAGAUCCUUCAUGGAUAUGUUUAUAGAAUAUUGAUAUCAUUUUCUAAGGAUAUUCAUAGAAUUAUCCUUCCCGGAAAGUAGAAAUGGGCCUACGAACAAAUGCUAUUCCAUGAAAUUAUAAUUGUAAUAUAUUAUGUCUGUUUUUAAAUUGAAUUGAUUUUAGGCAUUUUGUUGGUUAUUUGUAAAGUGCUUAAUGUCUUAAGGUUUGGGUGAAGAAUUCGAGGAUUUAAAAAUAUUUUCGAAUUUAACUAACUAAUGAUGGUUUUAGAAUAAUAUUUCUAAGCAAAAAAAAGUGUUCAAUAAAAAUUAUACGCCAAUCAUUACAAUUCCUUUUUCAUAUAUUAUAAAGUUUGAAAUUGUUCUGAUGAGCAUGAACCUUUUAUACUCUUUGUGAAAGGAAAUAAGCAUCUCAAGGUUACGUGACUUCCCCUCUCUCUUUACUUUUCCCCUCUCAUUUACCAUGGUUACAGCAAAUCUUACUUUUUUUUCAAACUCAGUAUAUUCCAACUUUUUACUGAAAUAAACUGUGGUGGGGAAAAAGCAAGACACGAAACCAUGGUAACGGAAAGAAAGAAAGUGUAGAGAAGGGAAAAAUCGCGUAACCUUGCGACACGUAUUCUAUUUGCGAAGAGUUUUUGUCUAAUAUAAUGUUGCAGGGUAGCGCAAAAACUGAAUUUGUCCCCUGGUGCUGAAUACUUAGCUGCGCUUCUGAUUACAUUGCAUCAUUUUGAACGAAAGAAAGCAUGUCUUAAAAUAGAAUGAAUGUUAGUUUUAAGAAGGCUCAAAGUUAUUGAUUACUUUAAUCAUACAAAUGAUAUUUUCAUGGGAAACUUAAGUCAUAUGUUUCAUAUUUUAUAAUUUUUUUACAAUAAAAAUAUCACCUAAGUUUGCAUAAAUUUAGCAUUUAUAUUUUUAAAAUUGCUUUUUUUCUAUUUUGCUAUAGUAUGAUUAUAGGCUAUGAUUUUCUAUUUUGCUAUAGUAUGCUAUAUAGUAUGAUUACAGCGUUUAUAGAAGUGGUAUUUUUCAAUAGUAUAAUUUUUUGAUUUCAAUAGUAUCUAACAUUGGACUACAUAAUGGUGCGUCGUCCAAUGUUUGUUAAAUGCUGAGAUAUUUUCGAAUUUUGAAUUACAGUAAAUAUAUCAUUUCCAAAAUAUUUUACUAAACAUUGUUUUCGAAUAUCAAGCUUAAAUAAAAGUACUUUUAUCAAACAUUUUACCAGAAAUCAUUUUAGGGAUUCAUUUUAAAAACUUUCAAAUUCUAUUAAUACUUUUUUUGAAAUGUAUUUCUAAUUCCUCCACAAAUAAAUAAAAGAAUAGUUUAAUUAUUAAAUUUUUUCACCUGCUUCGUUAUUUUCUAAGCGGCUAAACUUUCUUAUAAAAUUACACUAAAUAAUUCAAUUUUUGAACAGUUUAAGACACAAAAAAAACCGAACUAUUUUCAGUUC